CAGGCCCGGAGGCUGCAGGCGGCCUGGGCGGCCCGCGGAGCCGCGCCCGCAGCAGUGAGGGUCCGCCGCCAUGUCCCUGGGCACCGGGGAGCCGGCCUCGGAGACGGGAGAUGACAGUCUUUCUGCAGUUACCUUUGACUCUGACUUUGAGACAAAAGCAAAAAGGAAAAGUGUCCACAAACCUCCACCCACAUCACCAAAGUCACCUUACUACUCUAAGCCUAGAAACGUGGCAUCCUGGAGGUCUCUCAGGACAGCGGGGAGCAUGCCUCUGAGCAGUAGGAUGUCCCUGACCCCGCAGAAGCUGUGGCUCAGUACUUCAAAACAAGGAAGUUUGACCCAACCCCUGAAACCAGACCUGACCUGGGAGCAGGCAUGGACCAGCCCCCCCAGCUGCACCUCCGACUAUCUGACCGAAGCUCUGAGAAUGCGGAGGUCCAACUUCAGGCGCUCUGCCAGCAACGGUCAUGUCCCUGGGACCCCCGCCUACAGAGAGAAAGAAGACAUGUAUGAUGAGAUUAUCGAGUUGAAGAAGUCAUUACACAUGCAGAAAAGUGACGUGGAUCUGAUGAGAGCAAAGCUCCGGCGCUUAGAAGAGGAAAACAGCAGGAAGGAUCGCCAGAUAGAGCAGCUUUUGGAACCAACCAGAGGUUCAGAUUUCGUUCGGACUUUGGCAGAGAAAAGGCCUGAUACUGGCUGGGUGGUCAAUGGGCUGAAGCAGAGGAUUCUCAAGUUGGAGCAGCAGUGCAAGGAGAAGGACAACACCAUCAACAAACUCCAGACUGACAUAAAGACCACGAACCUCGAAGAGAUGCGGAUAGCCAUGGAGACGUACUACGAGGAGAUUCACCGUCUCCAGACUCUCUUGGCAAGUUCUGAAGCUACAGGAAAGAAGCUCCCCAUGGAGAAGAAGGUAGGCCUCAAGCGGCAAAAGAAGAUGAGUAGCGUCCUCCUGAACCUGACACGGAGUGUGCAGGAGCUGACCGAGGAAAACCAGAGCCUGAAGGAGGACCUGGACCGGCUGCUCAGCAACUCCCCCACCAUCUCCAAGAUCAAGGGUUACGUGGAAUGGAGCAAGCCCAGGCUGCUGAGGCGCAUCACGGAGCUGGAGAAGAAAAUAAGUUCACUGGAAAGCCCCAAGUCGCACUCAGCAGAACUAGUGAAAGCGAGCUCCGUGCCUCACUCCUCAUCCAACUCCACGGUGCACAGGCAGCCCCAGGUGGACCACCAGGAGGAGUGCGAGCGCCUGCAAGGCGUCCUGAAGAGCCUGAAGGGCGAGCAGACCGCCCUGCACACCCAGCUGCUGGACAAGGAUUUGGAAGUGAAGCAGCUGCUCCAAACAAAGGCUGACUUAGAGAAGGAGCUGGAGCAUGUGAAGGCGAGUGAGAAGGAGAGACGAGAGAGAGAGGAGACCUUGAGAGAGCAAGUUCAAACACUGACCAAGAAGCUUCAAGAGCUGGAAGAGGUUAAGAAAGAAGAGAAAGAUGAUCCCAUGGAAACAGCUUAUGAGACCCAGGAAGACCUCCGGCCGCCCACUCCCACCAGCAUCUGCUCCUGGCAGGACUCUGAGCCUGAUGCCAGUGCAGCAUGCUCUCGGCCCCCCUCCGCCUGCUCCGCUGGGAAAAGAGAAGACGAGCGGCGGAAUGCGGCGGCCAGGAUCCUGCAGGCCCAGUGGAGGGCAUGCGUGCACAAGAAAAAAGAGGCUCUUCUGGAUGAGGCAGCCAUCGUGCUUCAGGCGGCUUUCCGGGGACACCUCGUGCGGGCACAGCUCCUGGCCAAGAGAGCCUUUGGUUCCCCAACUCCCAGCACGCCAAGCCCCCCAGGGAAGCUCCUGCCUCCUACCUUUUCUGUCAAAAAGAUGAACAUACAUCAGGAAUCUCGAGAGUUCAGAGCCCACCAUCAGCACCCUGCCACACCCCGCAGCCAGAGACACGCCACCCCAGACAGCGCGGAGCUGGAGAAAGCUGUUACGCUGGUCCAGUCUGUCUUCCGGGCACACCUGGCGCGGACCAGGCCAGGUGCUCCUGGUCAAAGGACAACCACUGCAGCUUCUGCUAAGAGGACGUUUGCUUCCACGGCAGACAGGGACGCCUCCUCUCCACCUUCCCUCAGAGCUUCUCCUGCUCAGGAUGACAGCGGGGCCAGCAGUGGGGAGACCGUGGAGGAGUCUGCGGCUGAGGAGGAGGCCCUGAUGCCGGGGGCGCCUGCUGUAGUGGAGCCCAGGCUGUCCGGGUCCCAGCCCCUGCUCUCCAGGACACCGCCUGUGCUCUCUGGUUCUCAGCCUGUGGAGCCGCCCCCUGUGGACGAAGUGCACUCGGAUGACUCUGAUGACGUCGUCAUCUCCCCGUCCCUGCCCGGGAAGAAGAGCUCCUCGUCCUAGGCCCUGACCGCCGUUCCCACACGGUGGGGGCUCAUUCGGCAUAAGGUCAGGGCUGAAAGGACAAAGCGCAUCCUAGAGAACAUAAUAACUAAAAUGGGAAAAAUAAUUUACCUUGUUAGAAAAGAGUGAUAUCUACUGAACACCUCUA
This is a messenger RNA of Trichechus manatus latirostris (Florida manatee), 2528 nucleotides long. It is a transcript of the gene IQCE, whose product is annotated as IQ motif containing E. NCBI's taxonomy places the organism in Eukaryota, Metazoa, Chordata, Mammalia, Sirenia, Trichechidae. Gene Ontology annotation, molecular function: protein binding. The record is from RefSeq and is a predicted model, not a curated record.